AUGUCCGGAGAAAAGCCGAUCUUGCUCUACACUCUCGGUACGCCGAACGGGCACCCCAUCUCCGUGUUCCUCGAAGAGCUCAAGGCGGCAUACGGCGCCCUCGACUACGACGUCUACAAGAUCAACUUCAGCGCGAACGAGCAAAAGGAGGACUGGUUCAUCAAGCUGAACCCGAACGGGCGCAUCCCGACUAUCGUCGACCGCUCCCGGAACAACUUCACGGUCUUCGAGACGUCCGCCAUCCUCCUCUACCUCGCGCAGCACUACGACAAGGACAACAAGUUCUCGUUCGACCCCGUCAAGGACGCGGACGACUACAGCGUGGAGCUCCAAUGGCUCUUCUUCACCCACGGCGGCAUUGGCCCGAUGCAAGGCCAAUCGCACCACUUCAGGCACUACGCCCCCGAAGACAUUCCCUACGCCAAGAAGCGCUACCUUGACGAGACCAAGCGCCUCUACGGCGUGCUCGAGAUCCGCCUCAAGGACCGCGACUGGCUCGCGGGCCCGGGUCGCGGCAAGUACUCGCUCGCGGACAUCAAGGCCAUCCCUUGGGUCCGCCACCACGCAUACGCCGGCGUCGACACGCUCGACGACGAAUUCCCGAACGUCAAGGCUUGGAUCGAACGUGCCGUCGCUCGCCCCGCCUGGGAGAUCGGCCUUAAGGUACCUGCUUGCAAGCCUGUCAACAGAAGAGGGUCUGUCAACAUGUCUAAUGCGUAUGGGACCAAAGGCGUCGAGGUUCGCAAAACAUGGGACAAAGAGGAGUACGCCCAACGGGCGAAGCAGAAGGACGAGGAGGAGAAGGAGCGCAUGAAGGAGAAUGAGGAUAGGAUGAAGCAAGGCUCGCAUACACCCCCCUUUCAUUGCCUUUGA
Molecule: messenger RNA, 873 nt
Organism: Punctularia strigosozonata HHB-11173 SS5
Lineage: Eukaryota; Fungi; Basidiomycota; Agaricomycetes; Corticiales; Punctulariaceae
Product: glutathione S-transferase C-terminal-like protein
Exons: 7
Coding region: 1-873 (290 amino acids)
Source: RefSeq, a predicted model, not a curated record